Molecule: messenger RNA, 517 nt
Organism: Phaedon cochleariae (mustard beetle)
Lineage: Eukaryota; Metazoa; Arthropoda; Insecta; Coleoptera; Chrysomelidae
Source: the annotation of a GenBank genome assembly
CGAGUAGUUGGCACAGCUUGACUGAAUGCAACUGUCAAAUCCAUUCAAUAAAUAAGUGCAUGUAUGUCAUCGAACAGUAUCUUCUCAAACAGUACCAUUUCACUAUCGUCGUGAGUCUAUCGUGUAAGCAACAAAAACAUGAACACUGCAGCGAAAAUACCUCCGAUCACCAUGAGCAAGCUCUACGUGGGCAACUUGCCCAGCGAAACCUGCGAAAAAUCCCUGAGGCAGCUCUUCUUGGAGCAGAAUCUUAGCUGCACCAACAUCCUAAUCAAACGCGGUGGAUACGCUUUCGUGGAUUGCCCUGACCAGUCUUCGGCGGACAGAGCCAUCGAUAAGCUGAACGGCUUCAACUUCAACGGGUCUCCCUUGGUGGUGGAGCCGUCUGUGGCAUCCGGGAAGAAGAAAGUGCAUCCAGGUUUUCCAGAUCCCACGCCGAUCCACGUCGGUGGUAAUUGGAUGCGAGCCAGCGCGUCUGGUCGUUGAGAAAAUGUCGGUGUACUGCGAGAUUUGUAGU